AUGCGUCUCCGCAACGUUCUCGUGAGCUUAGCGGCUGUUGGUGCUCAGGGGAUCCGCAUCUUGCAGUCCAACGACGAUGGAUGGGCCGAGCUGUACAUUCGUUCUUUCAACGAUGCCCUGAAUGCGGCGGGGCACGAUGUCGUCCUUUCCGGGCCAGCCGAGAAUAAAUCAGGUUCAAGCUCGCUGGAUCUCGAACCCUCGCCGCGCUCCUCGGCAUGCCAGUACAAUAGCUGUGCAGCCAAUAGCGGCCCCGUCGGCAGUAACACCACCAAUCCCCGUCUCAACUGGGUCAACUCCUUCCCCGUGACUUCCGCCCGUUACGGACUCACGCAGUUCGGUCCCGUUAUCUGGAACGGUCAACAGGCGCAGCUUGUCGUCGCCGGCCCCAACGUCGGCAGCAACGUCUACCUGUCCGUCCCAUUUUCCGGCACCGUAGGCAUCGCCGUCUACGCAGCCCACGAGAAGGGCCUCCCCUCCAUCGCCUUCUCGGGUGCUUCGGACGGCACGCUGGCUUGGAACACGAGGCCUGAGCCUACGCGCAGUCUUGUGUACGCCCAGCUGGCCACGCAGUUCACCAACGCUCUCGUCAAGGGGGGUGCGCCUUACUUACCGGCGGAUGUGUGGCUGAAUGUAAAUUUCCCUAAGGCAGAGGGGGCUUGUGCUAAUGCGCAAAACUACAAGUGGGUGCUUAGCCGUAUCAAUCAGGGGUUCUUGUCUGCUCCAGAUGUGACUACGUGUGGAACUGAUCGGCUACCGAAUGAGUCGGAUGUUAUUGGCACGGCUGGCUGUUAUGCUUCAGUGAGCGUUGGGGAUGCAUCGGACAAGACCACGGCGUCUGCGGACAAGCAGGCGGUUGUGCUGGCUCGAUUGGGAAGCAUGUUCACAUGUUUGCCAUAG
This is a messenger RNA of Pseudomassariella vexata, 897 nucleotides long. Its product is annotated as survival protein sure-like phosphatase/nucleotidase. Gene Ontology annotation, molecular function: nucleotidase activity. Lineage: Eukaryota; Fungi; Ascomycota; Sordariomycetes; Amphisphaeriales; Pseudomassariaceae. The transcript has 2 exons. Bases 1 to 897 code for a protein of 298 amino acids. The record is from RefSeq and is a predicted model, not a curated record.